UUUUGUAGUUGAUGGUUUGGGCAGGUGGUUGUGUGUUUGUAUGUGAUAAGUUUUUUUUUCCGAACAGUAGUGUUGUGGUUAAAGUGAUUGCUCUGUAUAACGGCGGCCUGCAGUAGUGAUGUUUUGACUGACCCAUAACUCAGCGGUCAAUGUCAUUGAGUGUUUGAAAACAAUAGAAAAAUGAAUAAAGCUAUAUGUUCAGCAGAAGUCAAAUGGCAAUUUGUAUCGUAGUCGUGUGAUGACAGUAUAUAAAUAUUUUUUGUGCGAAAUUUCAUGAAAUAUAAAAGCAGAAUGGAUGCGAAUUUGAGCAAAUUGAAUCACUUGCGCAUCAGUGACAAUACGAUUAGCGCCCCUCAAGAAAUUGACAGAAGCACUCAUAGGGUUGUGGCAUCGGAGUCUGGUUAUGGGCGUAUUGUGCCAAAGUCGGUCGACAGUCAAGGGAAGUCCCUGUCUAGUUCGGCAAUGUGUGGUGUUGGUGUUUCUGGAACGCCUGCCGGCUAUGAAGUGAUGACAUCGGGAUCAAGAUCUCUUCCUUCUAGUUCUGUGGCGUCGCCAAUUAAGAGUGCUGGACGUCACCAUGACGCUGGUAAACAACGUUCUGUCGGUGCCAUAGAAAGUUUUGUUGUUGAAGGCUCUGGGAAUACAAAUGUUAAGGCACAGCCAACAGACUAUAAAAUAUAUGAAAGAGGCAACAUCAUUGCAGCAUCAAAAUUUGCAACUCCAAAACAGGUUGAAACAAUAGCCUCACUCUCAGGUACCAAGACAGAAACUUCGGCUCCCAUGCGAACUCCCCAGAGUACUGAUAAUCCUCCAUCUGAUUCUUGCAAGUAUUAUGCCACUAAUAAAUUGACUAGUAGCCCAACCCAUAGUCAUAGUGGUUCCAGUAAAGAUUCACAACAGUCAAACAGCCCUCGCAGUAGCAUGGUAUGCCCUGGACAAGGAUUCGCUAAUGUGUCCACACCUUUGUAUGAAAAUUUGGAAUACUACACUUCUGGCCGGAAUGUGCCAGCAGGACCUUAUUACCAUCAGAUGUCUCCACACAUAGGAAGUUCUCAUUCCAGUUUUGGCUCUCAGGACUCGAAGCAUUCCAGCCCAAGGGCUAGUAUAGCAGAAGGUGUUUUACAGUAUGAAUCAAAUUACCGAAAAGCCCAACCCCAGGUUCCAACUGGUGGUAGGUAUGCUUCUCUUUCUGGAGUGUCAAAUAAGGAGUAUCCUCCCUAUGAAGCACCCCCAGUUUAUGAGAAUAUCCAAGACCUCAGUCUGUCAAACGCGCCCUCAUUAAGUAAAUCUGCUUUAAAUUAUGAACCAGCAAAGCCAGGGCCUCAAGUGGCAGUUUCUGCAGAUCAGAGAUUGCAUGGGAACCCUUCAACAAAACAUUCCUUGAACUUUGUUCCUCCUAUGACAGUUGCAAGGCCAGGAGCAACUAGUCCAGCAACAUCACAACCCGUUUCACCUAGAACGAACAAUCUCCCUCCACCACCACCAUACCCUGGUAGUGCAGCAUCCAAGGUGGGUGGUGCCAUGACCUCAAAUUCUCCAGCAGGUCAAUCGCAGCUAUCAAGUAAUGCCAAUGUUCCACCUUAUUCCAGCAAUUCAUCGGAGGGUUCUCAUAACAAUCGUGCCAAUAUUCCUUCUCGAAACUAUGGAAGUAAUGCUGCUAAUGCUCCACUAUCUUCAGGCGAAGCAAUACGUACUAUGUCACCAAACACAACGUAUGUCCCUGCAACAUCAAACAUUCCAUUAGGUGUUCCAUCAGCAUUGAAAUCUAAUUUGAAAAAUCAUACUGGAAAUUCUUAUUCUGCAACUAGUAAACCAAAUGUAAAUGGUAACGGUGAUUACGUUGUAAUGACUGGGAACAGUGGUCAGGUGGCACCAGUACAGCUUGCAACUAGUUAUCAGAGGGGCACGUCAUCUGGUGUUGCGAAUGCAGUAUAUGUCAGUAUGGGACCUUCACCACCAGCUGAAGUUCAGUCUUCAGGCCCACAGAAGCAGCAGAGUAAUUCACCAGCAACAAAUAAAACAAAACCGCUGAUGGGAAAGACACUUUUGCCUUACAGUGUCACACCACCACGACCAAUGGGUCCAACAGAAGCUGAGAAGAAAAUUGAAGAGUUGACACGCCAGUUAGAGGAAGAGAUGGAGAAACAAGAAGAAGAAGGGGAGUAUUUUGGUAUAUGUCACACAUGUGGUGAAAAAGUAACUGGAGCAGGCCAAGCAUGCCAAGCCAUGGGCAACCUGUACCAUACAAACUGUUUCAUUUGUUGCUCAUGUGGUCGUGCUCUUCGAGGGAAAGCAUUCUACAAUGUUCACGGACGUGUUUAUUGUGAAGAAGAUUACUUGUACUCGGGCUUCCAACAGACAGCUGAAAAAUGUGCUAUCUGUGGUCAUUUAAUAAUGGAGAUGAUCCUGCAGGCUAUGGGAAAAUCAUAUCAUCCUGGCUGCUUCAGAUGCUGCAUCUGCAAUGAGUGUUUGGAUGGUGUUCCAUUUACAGUGGAUGUUGAUAACAAGAUAUAUUGUGUUAAUGACUACCACAGGAUGUUUGCUCCCAAGUGUGCGGCAUGUGGGAAAGGAAUAACGCCUGUUGAGGGUACAGAAGAGACAGUAAGGGUUGUGUCUAUGGAUAAGGAUUUCCAUGUCGAUUGUUACAUAUGCGAGGAUUGUGGUAUGCAGCUUACAGAUGAGCCAGAUAAACGUUGUUACCCACUGGAUGGUCACUUGAUGUGCAAGUCGUGUCAUAUUCAGCGCUUAAGUCACCAACCAAGGCAACUUCAGGGAGUUCCAGCAAGUUAUCAGUAUCUGGGUUAAAGUACACACUGUGUACCCAUUUUAUGGAAUGUUGAUUUUACAUCCAAUUUCCUUCAGUCUGAUGCAGAAGAAAAGCACAGCUGCCCAGAUAUUUCACUGUACGAUAGCUACGUGGCUUGUAUAAGUGUUACACUUUUUGUGAAAAUAUGUUUAGUGUAAAACUUGGACAGAACCUGAGUCUAGAGUGCUCUAAAAAUGAAUUUUGUACCACUUUUUUUUAAAUUAUGUAACUCGUGCAUGCACGUGUGUGUGUUCAACUCCUAGUGUCAGAGAUUGUAUUGCACAAGGGAGGAUUAGUGAAGUUCCUCCAGUAAGUCAUACCAUUGGGUGACUUACAGCUCACUCUUUCAGACUACAAUAAAUUAUGCAUUAAACUACUA
Molecule: messenger RNA, 3185 nt
Organism: Schistocerca nitens (vagrant locust)
Lineage: Eukaryota; Metazoa; Arthropoda; Insecta; Orthoptera; Acrididae
Gene: jub
Product: LIM domain-containing protein jub
Exons: 9
Coding region: 274-2805 (843 amino acids)
Biological process (GO): positive regulation of miRNA-mediated gene silencing; cytoskeleton organization; response to hypoxia
Cellular component (GO): P-body; transcription regulator complex; nucleus
Molecular function (GO): transcription corepressor activity
Source: RefSeq, a predicted model, not a curated record